GUAUCUUUCUCUAUCUUCAACCUGGUCUAUCACACGGGGAAUGGCAUCCCGCGCCCUUUUGUAGUACUAUCCAAGCCACAUGAUGGCCGUUCUUUAUUACUCGUAAUCCAAAACAACCGAUAGGAGCCUAUCUACCAGCCCAAACCUAACCUUACCCCCCAAGUAUCUAUCAGCUCCAUCCAUCCGUCCACCUGGGCACCUCAAGCGAACUGCCCAACCAGGCAAGACACGAAAAGAAAUCACGCUAGAUAAGAUAUUCACAAGCCAGCUCCAACUGUUGAUGCGCCACACCCGCAUCUACCGAUAGAUAAGUAGGUAGAAAGAAAGAAAGAAGGAAGGAAGGAACCGCAUCGUAUCACUUCAUGUGCCGAGGAGGACACCCCCCAUGAGCCAUUUUUUUUUUUUUCUUUCUUGGUCUAACCAGAUCUUACAACCCCAGAAAAAAAGACAGAACUAUUAACUUAGCUAGCUAGCUAGUUAGGUAACUGGGUUGGGUAUGGGGUUAAUAUUCGUAUUACAUGUUGUUGUUAUUGUUUCUUUUCCCGCUUCUUUCUUUUUUAUCGAUGGGUGUCUUCCCACCCUCCCCUCGUGUUAGCAAAUUAUACUGUAGAUCGAUAGACCCCAAGGUCGAUCAGCGUAAGUUAACUAAACCAUUAAAUUUACUUGCCAUAGAUAAUGCCCUUUAUACUCGUAAUGAGGCAAACGUGAGGGUCCACUUAGGCAUCGAGAGAGAAUAACCCUGUUGCUGGGGCCGAG
Molecule: messenger RNA, 756 nt
Organism: Paecilomyces variotii
Lineage: Eukaryota; Fungi; Ascomycota; Eurotiomycetes; Eurotiales; Thermoascaceae
Exons: 1
Coding region: 519-737 (72 amino acids)
Source: RefSeq, a predicted model, not a curated record